AUGGUCCCACGAUUACUGCCCCGUGUGGAGGCACUCGGUGCUAUCGCCACGGUGCUUUGUGGUUCUGUCGCUCUCAACUCACAGGAAGCACUGGCGGACGGCUUUGAUGUUUUGGACUAUGUGGACCCGCUAAUUGGAACGGCAAAUGGAGGCCAUGUUUUCCCCGGCGCAACCUUGCCUUUCGGUAUGGCCAAAGCUGUGGCUGAUACGGUAGGCGAGAACCAGGCAGGUUUUGCCUUCGAUACAGUUGUCGUUUCGGGUUUCUCGCAUAUGCACGACUCAGGCACUGGCGGCUCCCCUUCGAUGGGAAACUUUCCUAUCUUUGCCCAACCUGCAUGCCCAAAUGAUGAUAUCAACAACUGCAAAUGGCAACUCAAUGAUAGAGCCACAGCCUGGAAAAAAGACUCGGUCAAGGCUCGUCCGGGGUACUUUGGCAUCUCCCUCGCCAACGGUGUUCAUGCUGAAAUGACAACCACCAAUCGCUCGGCGUUAUAUAGGUUUACUUUCGAUGAAGGUUCAGCCAAUGCACUGAGUCCUGUGAUUCUUGUUGAUCUUAUUGAUUUGCCCAAAUCUCGGAGCAAUGGCACUGCUGAUGUCGAUAAAUCUACCGGUCGAUUGACGGGCAACGGUACUUUUAGCCCUAGCUUCGGUAUUGGCAGCUAUGACUUCCAUUUCUGCGUUGACUUUAAGGGCGCCGAACUUCGCGACACCGGCGUCUGGAUGAAGAACCGAGCCAAUUUCAGCCGCGAGACGGUGACCCUGGCGGCCGAUGGAACCAACUCUCCAGCCACGCUCUCUGCCGGUACAUUUGCCAGAUUCCAUGCCCCUAAGGACAAUACAAUUCUCGCUCGCGUCGGAGUCAGUUUCAUGAAUGUCGACCAAGCAUGUGCCAAUGCAGAGCGGGAACAGCCUGAAUUUGACUUCCCGGGGACUGUGGCGGCUGCAGAAGCUGCCUGGAGAAAGAAACUCAAUGUGAUCUCUGUGAAUACAGAUGGUGUCUCCAAGGAUUUUCAGACUAUCUUCUGGAGUGGAACGUAUCGCACCAUGAUCAGUCCCCAAGACUACACGGGUGAGAAUCCUUUGUGGGAGAGCGAGGAGCCCUACUAUGACAGUUACUACUGUAUCUGGGACUCUUACCGCAGUAUCCACCCCUUUUUAACCCUGGUGGAUCCUCAGUCUCAGUCUCAGAUGAUGCGGAGCCUUAUUGAUAUUUAUCGCAACGAGGGUUAUCUACCUGAUUGCCGUAUGUCGCUCUGUAAGGGUUUUACGCAGGGAGGCUCAAAUGCAGAUGUACUCAUGGCCGAUGCGUAUCUGAAAAAGGUCCCGGACAUCGAUUGGGAUACUGCAUAUGAGGCCGUUGUGAAAGACGCUGAGAUAGAACCGGCUAACUGGAACGUGGAAGGCCGUGGCGGCCUCCACAGCUGGAAGAGCUUGGGAUACAUCCCCACUGAUGAUUACGAUCCAUACGGCGUGGGAACUCACACUCGCAGCAUCUCGCGAACAGUAGAGUAUGCAUAUAACGAUUUCUGCAUCGCGGAGAUGGCACAGCGCAUGGGACACCAUGAUGAUUACGAGAAAUACAUCGCGCGCUCUGGAAACUGGAUAAACAUGUUCAAAGCGGACCAAAAAUCUAGUAUUCAGGGUGUUGAUACUAAUUUCACCGGUUUUCUCCAACCUCGCUACAUGAACGGCACCUGGGGCUACCAAGAUCCGAUUUUCUGCAGCCCUCUGUUAAACUUUACGUCGUGCUAUCUGAACCCAAAUGGCCAUGAGACCUACGAAGGAAGCGCUUGGCUCUAUACUUUCUAUGCCCCGCAUGACAUGGGCUCUCUUGUUCAGACCCUUGGCGGCGCAGAGGAGUUCACAAAGCGCCUCACCUAUUUCCACGAAUCUGGACUUCUCUAUGUGGGCGAUGAGCAGGCAUUCCUUCCGGUAUAUCAGUUUCACUAUGCCGGAAGACCUGGCCUGUCGGCCAAGUAUAAUCAUUACUAUAUUCCAUCUCAAUUCAACACCACCAUCCCUGGUAUUGCAGGAAAUGACGACAGUGGUGCCAUGGGAUCAUAUGUGGCCCUGAGCAUGAUGGGCCUCUGGCCUGUCCCAGGUCAGGAUGUCUAUCUAAUCACCCCGCCAUACUUCAAGGAAAUCAGCAUUCGCAACGCUCUCACCGGCAAGCUGGCUACUAUCCGCAACAUCAACUUUGACCCAAGCUACAAGGCGAUCUACAUUCAGAGCGCCAAACUCAAUGGGAAACCAUGGACAAAGAACUGGGUUACGCACGACUUCUGGGCCGAAGGUGGUGUCCUCGAGUUGGAGCUGGGUUCAGAAGAGAGUGAUUGGGGCACGAAGGUCGAGGAUCUCCCUCCCAGUGUUAGUAACUACCAUGCCUAA
Messenger RNA from Penicillium argentinense, 2388 nucleotides. RefSeq names its product glycoside hydrolase family 92 protein. Gene Ontology annotation, molecular function: carbohydrate binding; peptide-N4-(N-acetyl-beta-glucosaminyl)asparagine amidase activity. Lineage: Eukaryota; Fungi; Ascomycota; Eurotiomycetes; Eurotiales; Aspergillaceae. Bases 1 to 2388 code for a protein of 795 amino acids. Gene Ontology annotation, cellular component: nucleus; cytosol. Gene Ontology annotation, biological process: protein quality control for misfolded or incompletely synthesized proteins; glycoprotein catabolic process; carbohydrate metabolic process. The transcript is spliced from 5 exons. The record is from RefSeq and is a predicted model, not a curated record.